AUGGUCACCUCCAACUCCAGCAACCAUCCCACCACCAUGCCACCAACAAACUGCACCCUGCUCGAGAUCGCACCAGAACUCCGCCUCCGAAUCUACGAGUACACCUUUGGUCCUGGCCCUCUCAAACCCGGCUUAGGACUGCUACGCACCUGUUCUGUCAUCAACAACGAAGCAAAGCCCAUCUUCGGUCACUGUGCCCGCCUUCGCGUUAAAACAGUGAUGGCCGAAGCCAAGAGAUGCUUGGGGGUUAUGGACUCGAUUAUUGACGGAACUUAUGACCCGGAGAAGCCGUAUGUUGCUGGAGGAGAGGAGGAUGGCGAGAAUUGA
This is a messenger RNA of Zymoseptoria tritici IPO323, 327 nucleotides long. RefSeq lists its product as uncharacterized. Lineage: Eukaryota; Fungi; Ascomycota; Dothideomycetes; Mycosphaerellales; Mycosphaerellaceae. Bases 1 to 327 code for a protein of 108 amino acids. The transcript has 2 exons. The record is from RefSeq and is a predicted model, not a curated record.